CGAGGGAGAACUGGAGGAGAGAGAAAGAGAGAGAGAAAGAGAGAGAGCAAGAAAGGGAGGUAGAUAAAGCCUGAACCGGCAUCAUGAGCUGUGCAAUGCCCUACGACUCCUUGCCCGCUCGGCUGAGCCCCAGGCGAACGGUGGACUGGGAACGUGAGCAGCUAGCGGCGCGGAGGCUCUCCUCUCCCAGAGGGCUGAGCCUCCUCAACCCUUCUACUGGGCUUCGGCGGCACUCGGCACUCCCCGGGUACAUGCUCUCGCCCUUCCAGGAGAAAAAACACCAGGAGCACCAGGAGCAGCUGCAACAGCAUCUCUCAAUAUCCCUGUCCUCCGAGGCCUCCAUGGCGCCCCCAGCUCCCCGCAUGGGUGGACCCCUGCCCUGCUGCCGGCCAGUGGGCGUCAUGCCCCUGCUGCGCCUGGCCCUGCUGGCCUUCAGCUGCCUCUUUUGGGCAGCCGGUCUGGCCAUCUUCACCCUGGGCGUGUGGGCCCAGGUAUCGCUGGCCGACUACAUGCUGCUGUCGGCCAACCGCUACCCCAACGCCCCGCUCAUCCUUCUGGCCACUGGGGCAACCGUCACGGCCUGGGGCUUCCUGGGCUGUCUGGGAGUGGCCGCCAACCUACCCUUCGUGCUGCGGGCAUACGGCUUCAUACAGUUGGCGGCACUUAUGGCAGGGCUAGCCGCCGGCCUCUCAGGCCUGUUUUACCGCGAGGACAUCGCCCUAGGGUUCCGUAGUGGACUGCAGCAGGCAGUGGCGGGCUAUGGCACGAUCGAGGGCCCCUCCAAUGCUCUGGAUAGCCUGCAGAGGGGGCUAAAGUGCUGCGGGGCCGAGGGCUGGCGCGAUUGGCUGACCUCCGACUGGGCCAAUCAGGACGCAGUAUUCUCGCCCAAGUGCAACGGCUCCUCUGUGUCGCUACCCGAGAGCUGCUGCAUCCGACGCAAGGGCUGCAAGAACCAACCCCUGCCAGCAGUGGGCAGCGAAGGGGUGGCGGCUGCUGGGAUCCAUCCCCACGGCUGUUUCCGGAAGGUGUUCAGUUUCGUCAAUGACAACGUCUUCCACAUUGCUGCCACCGUGCUCGGGCUAGCCUUCACUCAGAUAGGAGGCAUCGCCCUGGCCUGUCUACUAGCUAACCGCCUGCAACCAAGACCACACCGACCAGUCGCACACUAAUAAAGAGAGUGGGGCAACCCUGGACCUUGACUAGGGAUCAACCCAUCGGAGAGUAAUACCAUUUGGACUGUACAAUGCCUCUAACUUAACAUUUCGGGGCGUGUGUGGAAGAGGAAAAUAUAGGAAAUAUAAUUUUACUCUGUGUCUGACAGUGUAGUGUCACUACUUUAACCCAAGGACGAGGUUGGCUGCUCGUUUUCAUAUCCACUCACCAUCUCUUUCUCCGACCAACAACCCUGAGAUAAUGACUGUAUAUACACGGACAUCUGUGAGGAGCGACCAUUGACAUGACUGUAAAUAUACUGCUUGAUGCUUAUGAACAUGCCACAUUAAGAAAUGUGAAGACAGAACAUUUACAUGUGUGAAGAUGUGCAGUGAAACAAAGUGUUAUUUUAUUCUGUGCUAUUUUGGCAAGUCAUACCAACUAAUUUGGUUGUUUCUUGUAAAUAAUCCGUCAGAGAAAUGUAACAUUUACUGUUAUAUUUGAACCGUAUGAUUGUAAUGAUCAGACUUGACCAUACACUCUAAGAAAAAGGGGUUCCAAAAGGGUUCUUGGGCUGUCCCCAUAGGAACAUCCUUUUGGGUUCAAUGU
This is a messenger RNA of Salvelinus fontinalis (brook trout), 1761 nucleotides long. RefSeq names its product tetraspanin-7-like. The record is from RefSeq and is a predicted model, not a curated record. The transcript has a single exon. Gene Ontology annotation, cellular component: membrane. The coding region runs from base 84 to 1169 and encodes 361 amino acids. Lineage: Eukaryota; Metazoa; Chordata; Actinopteri; Salmoniformes; Salmonidae.